Molecule: messenger RNA, 1377 nt
Organism: Eimeria tenella
Lineage: Eukaryota; Apicomplexa; Conoidasida; Eucoccidiorida; Eimeriidae
Exons: 7
Coding region: 1-1377 (458 amino acids)
Source: RefSeq, a predicted model, not a curated record
AUGCAGCAGCAGCAGCAAGAGUUGCAGCAGCAGACGCAGCAACAGCAACAUCUAGAAGAGCAGCACCAGCAGCAGGAGCAGCUGCAGCAGCAGCAACAGCAGCCACCGUCGCAGCCGCCGCAGCAGCAGCAGCAGCAAGAGCAACAGCAGCAGCAACAACGCAAGGAGCUGCAGCAAUCACAGCAGCAGCAGCAACAACAACAACCACAAUCGCAACAGCAGCAACAAAGGCAAUUAGAGCAGUAUCAGCAACAGCAUUUGCAACCGCAGCAACAAACGCAGCAGCAGCAGCAGCAACGCCUCAGCUCUCAAAUAGUACGCAGCAAAUUGAACCUUGCAGGCCUCGGAAGUUCACUCGAUCCCAAGGCGAUCCCAGCUGCUUCGCCCCACACCCUUCCUGCAGCGGCAGCAGCAGCAGCAGCAGCAACAGCAACAAAAGUAGAAGCAGCUUCACUAUCACGCCGUCGCCAAAGACUGAGUGCAGCAGCAGCGCCAGCAGCACAGCAGCGGCAGCAGCAGCAGCAGCGGCAGCAGCAACCGAAACAGCAGCAACAGCAACGCCACCAGCACCACGAUCACCAGACGAGGGCGCAGGUGAAGACACGCCGCAGCUGUUUUCUUCUGAGGAAAGCGAAGAGUCUGAAGAAGAUGAGGAAGGAGCGGCGGCGGCAGCAGCAGCAGCAGCAACAGCAGCAGCACCAGCAGACAGCGGAGUUGCACGAAACAGUGAAGAGGGAUUCACAGCAGCAGCAGCAGCAGCGGCAGCACCAUGCUACUGCUGCUUCUGCUGCUGCUAUAGAGCCUGCUACACCUCCCGUGAGGGAGUCUGAGUCCGCUGUGGCUCCUGCUGCAGCUGAGCAGCAGCAGCAGCAGCAGCAGCUGCUGCUGCAGCCGCAGGAGCAAGACGAAGACGACUUCAUGGGUUUGUGGCUGAACGUUUUUCCUUUUUUGCGGCAGCAUGUAGAGCAGCAGCAGAAGCAGCAGCAGCAGCGCAAGCGGCACCAGCGACAGGAGGCUGCUGCUGCUGGCCCUGCAGCAGCAGCAGAUGCAGCAGACGAAGACCCCGAAGCAGCAGCAGAAAGGGCGGAGAUAGAGGCGCUGCUGGAUCUGCAGCAGGCUGCCCAGGAAGCAGCAGCAGCAGCAGAUGAAGCAUCAGCAGAAGCAGCAGCAGCAGAGGAAGCAGCAGCAGCAGCAGCUGCUGCAGCAGAAGCAGCACCACAUCAACAGCUGUCACACUGGAACGCAACAGCAGCAGUAGCUGCUGCAGCAGCACCAGCAGCAGCAGGAGUCUACAGCUCCCGACGGCCACCUCCAGCAGCAGGCAUCACGCGCAGCAGCAGCAACAGCAGCAGCAGCAGCAGCAGCAGCAGAGUUUGA